AUGGUGAAACAUAAGUGACAGAAUAACAACCGUUUGUCUGGCUAGCCAUCCCCAAGAAACCAAAAUGGCUGCUUCGUGUGGGAAGACUUGUUGGUAUAUUUUCAUUGUUCUUUUCGCCAUUUAUGGUGUACCAUCAGCUCAACAGGACAACUCUGUUCUUCAGUGUCCAAAAGGUUGGAGUAAAAAUGGAAUACAUUGCUAUCGUUUUUUUAACAUCAGACAUUCAUGGAACAAAGCCGCAGAAGUGUGCCGCCGGUACGGCAGCGAGCUCGUUCUUAUAACCGAAUAUGGGCAGAACAACUACUCUGGCUCAGUGGCUGCUGAAAGUCUUAGAAGUGUGGGUCAGGUGGCCUACUGGAUAGGCAUGAAAUCUGUUGACGAUUUGUCUACGAAUACCUUGGAAUCAGCUGGAGGUGACUUUAUACCUAAAUAUGUCGGAUUUUGGUCCUGGAAUCAGCCCAAACCACGAGAUGGAAAAUGUGUUCUAGCUCAUUUGAUUGGAAAUUCUCAGGCUUGGCAACUAGCCCCAUGCGAAGCAUUGCUUCCGUUUAUGUGCCAACUUAAUAGUUGCCCAAAAGGUUCUUUUGCAUGCAGUAAUGGACAGUGUAUCAGUAGCCAUUGGCAGUGUGAUGGAGAAGAUGAUUGUGGAGACCAAUCAGAUGAGACUGAGUGUCCAAAUUCUUGUCACUUUUAUCUUCAAAGUUCUGGAGACUCAGUCCAGUCUCCUAACUAUCCAAACAAAUAUGCAUCCAACUUGGAUUGUAAGUGGACUCUUGAAGGGCCGGUUGGAGCAGGAAUUGUCUUACAGUUUUCUGAUUUUGAGACAGAGGCCAACUUUGAUACCGUACAAAUCUUGGCUGGUGGUCGUACUGAGGAAUCAAGUGUUUCCCUUGUUACUCUGUCAGGAAGGGAGGACCUGAGCUCUCGAUCAUUUGUGACAGCUUCUAAUCUCAUGAUUAUAAAGUUCAGAUCUGAUUCCUCUGUUGAAAGAAAUGGAUUCCGUGCUAGUUGGAAAACAGAACCCAUAAAGUGUGGAGGAGAAUUAUUUGCUCAAGCAACAGCUCAGUUGCUCACGUCUCCAAUGUAUCCAGAUCCAUACCCUGGUGGCUUGGAAUGUGUGUACAUCAUUACUGCACCUCAAGGUCGCAUCAUAACACUUGAGGUGGUGGAGAUGGACCUAGAGCUUAACAAAGAUUACGUACUUGUCCGGGAUGGAGCAAUGCCAUCUGAUCCUCUUUUAGCAAAGUUGUCAGGUAGCUCACAGGUUGUUCCUAAGUUCACAAUGUCAACAUCAAACAAGAUAUAUCUUUAUCUACACACAAGUUAUGGAGACAGCAGGAAAGGAUUUACUAUCCGUUUUAGAUCAGGGUGUGAGGUAGAGAUGGUAGCCUCAUCUGGAAACAUCUCUUCACCAGCAUUUGGUGUAGUAAAUUACCCAAGUAAUCAAAUUUGCAAGUACAGUAUCACCCGACCUGAGGGUGGAUCAGUGUCAUUAAGGUUCACUCAUUUUGAUGUUAAUGGAGAUGACUAUGUGGAGAUAUAUGAUGGAACAAAUCCAGAGGGAGGUGUUCAGCUCCACCCAGGUGAAGGUUUCACUGGAAAAUCUCGACCCUCUCUGACUCUAACAGCAAGUUCAGGCCACAUGAUCCUGCUCUUUAAAAGUAAUCCUUUACACACAGCAUCUGGAUGGAAAGCAAGCUUUAGUGCUGAUUGCCCACAGCUGCAAGUUGGAGAAGGAGCUUUUGCAUCAACUAGAGAUACAGCUUUUGGUGCAAAAGUGACAUAUACCUGCCCUGUUGGUCAAGAGUUUAGCAAUGGAGAAACAAAAAUUGUAGCUCAAUGUAUGCAAGGUGGACAUUGGAGUACGGGGUACAUACCAAGCUGUCAAGAACGUUAUUGUGGUCCAGUACCUCAAAUUGACAAUGGAUUUGCUGUAGGAGCUACCAAUGUCACAUACAGAGGUCAUGCUACCUACCAAUGUUAUGCCGGUUUUGCAUUCCCAAGUGGUAAGCCUACAGAAAUGAUCCGCUGUGCCGAAGAUGGUCAAUGGCGAAAUCUACCAGUGUGUCUUGCUUCCUCAUGCCCUCCUCUACUUGAAACUCCUCAUGCUUCUCAAACAGUCCUUAGUGGUGGUGGACGCAGCUAUGGCACUGUUAUCCGUUUUGAAUGUGAACCAGGCUUCUACAGGAUUGGUGUUCCUGUCAUUGUUUGUAAAACUGAUGGUCAAUGGUCAGGACCACCCCCUAAAUGUGAACGUGUUCAGUGUCUUAUUCUCCCAGAAAUUAAGAAUGGAUUUGUUGUCGAACCACAAAGAAAUUUUUUCUAUGGUGAUGAAGGGAGAGUUCAGUGCCAUCGAGGAUUCAGACUUGAAGGAAAUGCAGUCAUAACUUGCGGUCCUAAUCAAACAUUUGUUAAUUUACCAAAUUGUGAAGAUAUUAAUGAGUGUUCAGCCACAUCGUGUGAUACGGCUUCUACUGUCUGUACGAAUACUGCUGGAGGAUUUUUCUGCAAGUGUAAAUCUGGAUUUGAACCAAACUUUGACUGUCGACCAGUUGGAGAUCUUGGUAUCAGUAGUGGAACAAUUCCACCUAACAGCAUUCGAGCUUCAGGAACUGAAGCUGGUUAUAGUAAGAAUGCUUUACGACUUGACAGUCCUGGUGGUUGGUGUGGAAAUAUUCAUCGGGAAGGGGAAAACUGGAUCCAAAUUGAUUUGAGAGCCCCAACAGUUGUGCGUGGCUUUCGUGUCAAGUCAGUUCUUCGUGAUAAUGGGUCUCAUGCAUUUCCACUCACGGUGUUAAUUCAAUAUACAGAUGAUCUGACAGAUAUAUUCAGAGAUUACAGAGACUCUGAAGACAAGCCUGUCCAGUUCCAGUUGAACAGUAAUGGAGGUUCAGGAUUAUCAGUUGUAAAUCUACCUGUUCCUUUAGAAACACAGUAUAUUCGCAUUGUUGUCAUGGAAUUUGUAAUAGCUCCUUGCCUGCAGCUUGAAUUGAUGGGUUGUUCUCGGCAGGACUGCUUAGAUGUGAAUGAGUGUUCAAGAAACAAUGGAGGCUGUGAUCAGCGAUGUAUCAAUAACCCAGGAGGUUUUAACUGUUUGUGCAAUGUUGGCUAUGAAUUGUACACUAAAAAUGGUACCAGUGGUUUUUACAUUCCACCUAGUGAGACAGGGUUAAAGGAUGGAGAUUUAUAUCAAAUAAACAAGACGUGUGUUCCUAAGAUGUGUCCACCUUUGGCAAACCCAGACAAUGGGUUAAUGCUAUCCACCAAGAAGGAGUUUCACUUUGGACAGAUUGUUAGUUUCCAGUGCAAUUUUGGUUAUGUGUUGGAAGGGAGCUCUACACUACUCUGCAACAGCAAUGGGGUUUGGAACGGAACAGCUCCUGAAUGUAAAUAUGCUCAGUGUACUACACUAGCUGAUGAUCCAGGCCAAGGACUGGAUAUUAAAAUCAGUGAAGAGGUUAGCUCCGUGCCUUUCCUAGAAAAUGCCACUAUUUCUUGUAAUGAAGUUGGUAGACCUUCACAUGGGACAGUUACAGCAAACUUUAGACAGUGUGUGUAUGACCCUCAGGAUGGUCAUCCUGACUACUGGCUAUCGGGAUCUCCACCCACUUGCCCAAGAAUUGAUUGUGGUCAUCCACCUAAUACAACGGGUGCCACCUAUGGAUUUUAUGUUGACACUCGCUAUCGUGCUAGUUUCUACUUUAGUUGUGAUGAAACAUUUACUCUGGCUGGUAAAACAAACAUGAACGACAAUGUCAUCAGAUGUCAAAAUGAUGGCACCUGGGACUUUGGAGACAUACGCUGUGAAGGCCCCGUAUGUCAAGAUCCGGGCAGACCACCAAAUGGAAAACAAAAGGCUCUGGGAUAUGAGCAAGGUUCAAAAGUCAGCUUCUCUUGUGAUCGACCAGGAUAUAUCCCUUACAACACAGACCCAAUAACUUGUGUGAAAGGUGCAGAAUGUAAAGUUGUCAAACCCCUAGGAAUAGCUGCUGGAUCAAUACCUGACAUUGCCAUUAAUGCCACCUCACAGAGAAGUAAUUAUGAGGUUACAAAUGUGUAUCUGGACAGUGCCACUGGGUGGUGUGGUCAGCAGGAACCUUUUACAUAUGUUACUGUAGACUUAGGACGGGUUUAUCGUGUUAAAUCUAUUCUUGUUAAAGGUGUGAUAACCAGUGAUGUGGUUGGGCGACCAACUGAACUACGAUUCUUCUAUAAAGUUCGGGAAUCUGAAAACUUUGUUGUCUACUUUCCAAAUUUUAACCUUACCAGUCGAGAACCAGGAAACUAUGGAGAGCUUACCGUUAUCCCUCUGCCACUUAGUGUUCGUGCCCGCUAUAUUAUUUUGGGUAUUGUUUCUUACAAUAAAAACCCAUGUCUGAAAUUUGAUUUGACUGGAUGUGAAGACACAAAUGAGGAAAUUGUACUAGGAUAUGACCAAGGGUAUCCUAUUUGUGUUGAUAAAGAACCACCACAGUUCAUAAACUGUCCCUCUGAGCCUGUUGUUGCCUCUAAAUCUCCAGCUGGUCUUCAGCCUGUUAAUUACUCUAUUCCUGUUGCUGUGGAUAACUCUGGGCGUAUUGCCCGGUUUGAAGUACGUCCUGCAGGCUUUAAACCACCUCUUAUGGUAUUUGAGGACACUACCAUUCAGUAUCGAGCCUAUGAUUUUGAUGGGAAUGUCGCUGUUUGCACUGUUAACAUCACAGUACCUGAUGAUACACCACCAUCCUUGAAGUGCCCUCAGUCUUAUGUAGUAGAAUUAGUGGAACAACAAGACAGCUACAAAGUUAACUUUAAUGAAUCCAGAAGAUUAAUAAAUGCUACAGAUAAAUCAGGACCUGUCACUGUCAACAUUUCACCCGAAUCAGCUGUUAUAUCAAUAGGAAACUAUCGAAAUGUUACUGUCAUUGCAACUGAUAAGUUUGGCAACCAAGCUGUUUGCUAUUUCCAGGUUUCUGUACAAGCUACUGCCUGUGUCUCAUGGUCACUUGCACCUCCAGUAAAUGGGAUUGUAAACUGCCUUCCAAAUCAGGACAAUAAUGGUUUUGGUUGUGUGGCUACAUGUAAUGAAGGAUUCAAGUUUACAGAUGGGGAACAAGCCAAGACAUAUGAAUGUGUUGAAGAACAAAAAUGGAGUCCAAGUGAUAUCAUCCCCGAUUGUGUACCUGAAGAUGUUGACCAAGCUUUCUAUGAUGUGGUGGCCGAGGUUGACUAUCGUGCAGGAGGUACAAUACCCCAGCCUUGUCUUAAUCAAUAUGUCAGCUAUGUGUCUACUUACUACACUUCUCUGAAUCAAGUUCUGUCUCAGCGCUGUUCUGCCAUUAACGUUCAGAUGGAUAUCACUUUCCACAACACAACUAUUCAGGCUAAAUCUGAAAACCUGCUUGCUUUAAGUUAUGUACUCAGGAUCGAUCCAAUGGUUCACCAGCCAUUGCUAUAUGACCUCUGUGGCUCUACAUUAGGCCUUAUUUUUGACCUAAGUGUGCCAAGUACCUCAGCAAUUAUUGAACCAAUCCUAAACAUUAGUGCUCAGAAUGUUGGUGGACAGUGUCCUGGACUUCAAGCAACACAAUCCUCUGUGACUCGAGGGUUUACGUGUGACAAGGGAGAGGUUCUUAAUGACAACCGAAAUGGGAAAAUCCCAAGUUGUUUACACUGUCCUGCAGGAACUCGUGCUUCCUUUGAAGAAAAAUGUGGGUUCUGUCCUCGAGGUUUCUAUCAAGACCUCACACGGCAAGGAAGCUGUAAACGUUGUCCAGAUGGAACAUACACAAAGUCAGAAGGAAGUAAAAGCCUUACGGACUGUGUUCCUUCCUGUGGUUUAGGGACCUAUUCUCCGACUGGUCUGGUACCUUGUCUUCAGUGUCCAAGCAACACUUUUGCUGGUCCACCUCCACCUGAUGGAUUCACUGAAUGCCAACGUUGUCCUGGUAACACCUUCACCUACACUCCUGGGGCUUCUUCAGUUGCAGAAUGUAAAGCACAUUGUCCUGCUGGGUCCUACUCUGAGACAGGGCUGGAACCUUGUUAUCCCUGUCCAGUGAAUUUCUACCAGCCAGAUGAAGGCCAAAUGACAUGUUUGGAAUGUGCAGCUAAUCAGAGAACUGGAAGACCUGGUGCUCUGAGUGAAGAAGCUUGUGUUCCAGUUUUAUGCAACAACAAUGCUUGUCAGAAUGGAGGACUCUGCUUGGUGAAAAACCAUCAACCUACCUGUUACUGCCCAGCAGGUUUUACAGGUCAAUUCUGUGAUGUUAACAUGGAUGAGUGUGCUAGUCGACCCUGCUACAAUGGUGGAAUAUGUAUAGACAGGCCUCAGGGCUUUACAUGUCGGUGUCUAAAUGGAUACUCUGGCAGGCAGUGUCAGAUUGAACAAAAUGAGUGUAAGAACACCACUUGUCCAGAGCGAGCCAUGUGCCAGGACUUGCCAGGCAUGGGUACAAUUAAUUGUCUGUGUCGGUCAGGCUAUGAGGGUGCUUCAUGCAACAUCACUGUUAACCCUUGUGUUGCUAAAGGAAAUCCUUGUACCAAUGGAGCAACUUGUAUUCCUCUCCAGCAAGGUCGCUUCAAGUGUGAAUGUCCCCCUGGAUGGACAGGCAUGAUGUGUGAACAAAAUAUUGAUGAUUGUGCUGAAAAACCAUGUCUUCUUGGUGCUAACUGUACAGAUUUAGUUAAUGACUUUUCUUGUGAUUGUCCAGUUGGGUUCUAUGGGAAACGAUGUCACCUGAAGGUGAACAUGUGUGCUAAUAAACCUUGUGCCCAUGGUAAAUGUAUUGAUCGGCUUUUCUAUCAUGAAUGCGUGUGUAACCCAGGUUGGACUGGUGAGAACUGUGAUGUUGAUAUUGAUGAAUGUGCCAGUAAUCCUUGUGUUAAUGGAGGACAGUGUAUUGACUUGGUUGAUGAAUUUCGUUGUCUGUGUGACACUGGUUUUACUGGGUCUAGAUGUCAACAUACUAUUGAUGAAUGUGAGACAUCACCUUGUGAAAAUGGAGGCACUUGUUUGGAUCUUCUAGAUGGUUUUAUCUGUCAGUGUCGACCUGGCUAUGUGGGCCUGCAGUGUGAAGCAGAAGUAGAUGAGUGUGUAAGCAGUCCAUGUAACCCACCAGGUACUGACUCUUGCAUUGACAUGGACAACAUGUUCAAAUGUGUUUGCAAUCCAGGUUACACUGGAGAAAUGUGUGAGAUCAAUGUAAAUGAGUGUGCCAGCAACCCAUGUCUCAAUAAUGGUAUUUGUAUUGACUCUGUCAAUGGAUUUAAGUGUCAAUGCCCUCCAGGCUGGUCAGGAGACAGGUGUGAGAUGGACGUUGGUGGUUGUGACUCUGAUCCGUGUCUGAAUGAUGCAAACUGUAUAGAUCUCUUUCAAGAUUAUUUCUGUGUGUGUCCUUCUGGAACUGAUGGUAAACGGUGUCAGACUUCUCCUGAAAGAUGUAUUGGUAACCCAUGCAUGAAUGGUGGAAUGUGUAAGGAUUAUGGCAGUGGGCUCAACUGCUCCUGCCCUGCUGAAUUCUCUGGCAUUGGAUGUCAGUAUGAAUAUGAUGCUUGUGCUGACCAUGUUUGUCAGAAUGGUGCCUCAUGUGAAGACUUGGGGGAUGACUACAGGUGUAUCUGUUCACCUGGAUUCACUGGCCGUCAUUGCACAGAAGAUAUUCCAGAUUGUACACCUACAUCUUGUCCUCCAACAGCCACGUGCAUUGAUUUGACCAAUGGAUUCUACUGUAAAUGUCCAUUUAACUUGACUGGUGAAGAUUGCCGUAAAACAAUCAGCAUUGACUAUGAUUUAUACAUAAAUGAUGACAGUCGAUCUUCAAGUGUUGCUCUGGCCGCUCCAUUUGAACUAGGAACAAACAGCCUCACAGUUGCUCUAUGGGUCCAGUACAACAGCCCUGAACACUCCGGAACAUUUUUUACGCUUUACAGAGUUGACUCUCCUCAUCUUCCUAUUGGUAAGAAGAUUCUGAUUCAGGCUGAUGAAUCAGGUGUAUUUGUUUCUCUGUUCUCUAACAUGGAUGCUAAUGUAUUUAUUCCCUACUUGAAGAAUGUGCCCAUCAAUGAUGGUCAAUGGCAUCAUAUUAUUGUAAUUUGGGACAGCAUGAAGAAGACAAUAACUCUCAUUACUGACACAGCCGUUGCUCGAACUGUACCUAAGUACACCCAUGAUGAGAUUCAUGUUGAUGUCACAUUACCACAAUAUGCUUGGGUGAAUCUUGGUGCUCCUUUGGAUGAGAAAAACAAGGCAAUGGUACAGAAGGGAUUCCAUGGACGCAUCAGCCGAGUCAACAUCUGGGGAAGGCCUUUAGAUAUGACAUUAGAUAUACCUUCUCAGUUCCGUAGCUGUAAGAGCGCAGGAGUGAUUUUUGAUGGAUUGUUGUUGAGGUGGACUGGCUAUGAUCGGGUUGAGGGAACAGUAGAAAGAGAAGGUCCAAGCACCUGUGGUGAGAAGAUCUGCCCCACUGGAUUCAGUGGGGAUGACUGUCAUGUUCUUGAGAAGGACAAACUGCCACCAAAAGUUACUUUUUGCCCCCCAGAUAUGUGGGUAGUCACACAGAACAUGACAGCCGUCAUCAAUUGGGAUGUGCCACGGUUUUCUGAUAACCUGCGGUCCAUCAGAGUGAUUGAGAGGAGUGGGUUACGACCUGGACAAACUCUCAUGCGUGGAACCUAUGAUUUAGCCUACAUAGCUACUGAUGAAGCAGGAAACACAGCUCAAUGCCACUUCCGUAUUCAUGUUCUUGGUGACUUCUGCCCAGUUCCUUUGCCCCCAGUUGGUGGUCAGCAUCAUUGUUUUGACUGGGGCCCUGGUGGCCGUUUCAAGGCUUGUAAGAUCUCCUGUGAUAAGGAGGAGUUCUCUCAACCAGUAGCAGAUUUCUACACAUGUGGAGCUGAAGGAUUCUGGCGGCCAACCUCUGAUCCUGGGACUCAACUCAUUUUCCCUGCUUGUGCACCAAAAAGCCCAGCCCAAAGAAUUUUCCGAGUAGCUCUUAGUUUUCCAACAUCUGUAGUAUGCUCUGAUUCAGGAAAAAAGAUACUGCGGGCUCGAGUAAUUGAUAGCUUACUUGAUGUGAAUCGAAACUGGCAUAUAUGUACUGAUGUGACACCUGGAUCAUGUAGUGGCUUGAUGGUCAAUGUAGUAUGCAACAAACGUAGACGUGUUGCUCGACAGGUAGACAGUGAUGAAGUUUAUAUUGUUGAAAUUGCUUUCCCUGCCAAUGAUGACCCUGUAACAAACCUAAAUACACAAGAAAAAUCUACUGUGGAGAAUGUAGUUGAAAUGGCAGUACUGCAAGAUUCAGCAUUUGAUGUAAGAAAUACACUUCCUAACGUGAGACCUGACUUAACUUCCCUCACCAUGGUGACAGAUUUUGCUUGCCCAGCUGGAAGGGUAGUUGUGCCACCCAACUGUGUUGACUGCAGCCAAGGCACCUAUUACAACAACAAUACCUUGUCUUGCAUUUCUUGUCCUAGUGGAACUUAUCAAAAUGAAAUGGGUCAACUUUCUUGCAAGCCCUGUCCAGAAAUUGCUGGACAAAAAGGGGUGACUGCUUCCAGUGGUGCAAGGUCAUCCAAUGAAUGCAAAGAACGUUGUUCCGCUGGCAAGUACUAUGAUGAAACUGUUGGGUUGUGUCGGCCAUGUGGAUAUGGUCUCUACCAGUCUCAGGAAGGUUCUUUCAGCUGUGUUCCAUGUGGUCCUGGUCUCACCACUCGUAGCAACACAGCAGUAUCUCAACAAGAAUGUCGAGAGGAAUGUGCAAGUGGCCUACAGCUAUCUAGCAAUGGCAACUGUGAACCUUGUCCAAAAGGGUUUUAUCGAACCCGAGGGAUGGCAGCUUGUGUACAGUGUCCUUCUGGUAGAACAACAGCUUCUGUAGGAGCAACCAUGCAAGAUGAAUGCUCUCUUGAGGUGUGCAACCCAGGCUACUUUCUCAACAACACUGUUGAGCGUUGUAUGGCUUGUCCUAAGGGCACAUAUCAAGACAAAGAGCAACGGGACAAGUCUUGUCAGCCUUGUCCACCUGACACAACCACUGAAGGGUCUGGAGCUACCAGUGAACAAGCUUGUUCUAACCCCUGUCUGGUUGGUGGUCAGGGGAACAUGAUACUUUGUCAAGCUAAUGCUUUCUGUGUGUUCAGAGAAGAAACUGACACAUACUCUUGUGAUUGUAAACCUCAGUACAAGCUAAAUGUGGAGACUAAUGAAUGUAUACAUGUCUGUGACAAUUAUUGUGAUAAUGGCGGAACUUGCUCUGUAUUACCUGAGUCAAACGAACCCAAGUGCGAGUGCCUGACUAAUUUCUAUGGAGAAAAGUGUGAGAAAAAAUCAGAAUUUGUAUACAUUGCAGGAGGCAUUGCUGGAGCAGUUAUUUUCAUCAUCAUCAUCAUACUGCUAAUUUGGAUGAUCUGUGUCAGAGCUUCAUGGAAGAACAAGUCAAAGAAGGCACUACCACCACCUCAACCUCCAGUAGACCUCACUGGUUCUCAGAGUAACUUCUUCUAUGGUGCUCCAGCUCCAUAUGCUGAAAGCAUUGCUCCAUCCCAUCACAGCACGUAUGCUCACUAUUAUGAUGAUGAUGAUGAUGGUUGGGAAAUGCCUAACUUUUACAAUGAGACUUACAUGAAAGAAGGUCUGCAUAAUGCUAAGACCAAUAGCUUGGCUCGAAGCAAUGCUAGCCUAUAUGGAACAAAAGAGGACUUGUAUGAUAGACUACGUAGACACCAAUAUCAGGGAAAAAAAGGAGACACUACCAGUGACAGUGAAGACCAAGGUCAGUUAUGAGACUCAAGACCUGAUGUAUUCCUGAACUUCUUGCAUAAAAUUUUUGUUUUCUUUAGAAACUAACUUUGGAGAAAAUAAAUAUUGAAGUAACAGAGAACUGGACACACAAGCUUGUCUUACUUAAACUGAAUUAGAUUGAGUAUUCUUUUGUAACUGUUGUUAAGAAUUUUAAAACAAUGCUAGAUUCUUUGUUUUCCGACAAUUUAGAUAUAUACUUACUUACUGCAUAACUUAUAACAACAGUUACAAUUUAUUGUUCGUAGUUCUAUCAAAAUUGUCAGUUUGACAACCUUCUAUGUGUAAUUGUGUGGGAAACUUUCAUAAUAAUUAAAACAUUAGGCCUUGAUACUAUCAUUGUUAACUCACAAAACUUUAAUUACUUUUCUUUACCUACCCACAAGAAGCAUGAGUUACCAUAUUUUCGAAUAAAUAUUUAUUUACUAAAUAUAGGGGGAAGAAUUCUUACUUGGUAAGAAAAGAAACAUUUUUUGCAGUAUAUUUGUUUUAUUUUUCGCCAUUAAUAAAAUUGUUAUUUAGCCAUAAAACAAAAUUUGUAAUAUUUAAAGAUUUUAAACAUUUUAGAUUGCAGCCUGUUGGAAUGUUUCCAAAGAAUUGUAUUUUAUCUCUGAUUUUGUUGGAUAAUUUAGCAUUCUCAUACUCAGGUUCAUUUAUAUGAAGUUUGUCUUCAUACUUUUUGCGUAAAUGAUAUCAUUUUAGCCAAAAUUAACUUUUUUUAAAAUCUCCUUUUUUUGCUCCCUUCAAAUUGUUGUAAUAAAUUACUUGCGCCAUCUGUUGGAAUUUAUGUAUACUUAAGGUUAACUUAUUUGACUCGAUCAAAAAAUAUAGGUGUCUUGCUGAAACAGUGAUUUUUUUAUUUAAUUUCUAUCACAUUAAUUUAUUAAAAGUUAAUAACAGAUAGCGCUAGGUGAGAUGCGUUAUAUUUCUCGAUGACAAAUUAUAUUCGUGUCAAGUUAAAUAGACUUGUACAUACUAUGACAUAUAUAGUUAAUUUGCAGCGGAGUUUGUUAGUGAUUUGUUUUAACUAAUCAUAAGUCGUCGUUCUGGCAUUAUUAAAAUAUUUUGUGAAAAUGUAUUUGUGUAAAA
This is a messenger RNA of Limulus polyphemus (Atlantic horseshoe crab), 11869 nucleotides long. RefSeq lists its product as uncharacterized. Gene Ontology annotation, biological process: Notch signaling pathway. Gene Ontology annotation, molecular function: calcium ion binding; Notch binding. Lineage: Eukaryota; Metazoa; Arthropoda; Merostomata; Xiphosura; Limulidae. The record is from RefSeq and is a predicted model, not a curated record.